Messenger RNA from Acanthocheilonema viteae, 2502 nucleotides. Lineage: Eukaryota; Metazoa; Nematoda; Chromadorea; Rhabditida; Onchocercidae. The record is from the annotation of a GenBank genome assembly.
AUGGAGGAUGAUAAUGCUAUUGAUAUCUACAAAUGGAUGUUCUCUACCAACAAUGACGAUAACUUCCAUGAUCAAAUGGAAGUGGAAAGCAAUGGGACGUUGAAGGAAGUUGAGCUGAAGAUUCGGAGUAAUGUGUUAGGUGUGCGUUAUUGCAAAGAAGAACCUAUUGAACCUAUGAUUAUUGUGUUGGAGAAAGUAUGCUUGAAAACACUUCCGGAUAAAGAUGGCAAAUUUCCAUUCAUGCUGAAUCUUGACUCUGGAUCAAUAACAUUUUUUUCAAGGAGCGAGAAGCAGCGAGAGGAAUGGAUGGUAAAGAUGUCAACUUGUUCACAUAGAAUGGCUCAGGCAGAGCUUGAUGAAAUAGCUGACAAUUUUUUUAAUACUUGCACUGUUAGUGCUUUUACUCCUCCUGCAUCGAACUCGAUGAGCUCCUUUUAUCUGACUAAUCCCGUGAGGAAGACUUAUAAAUUCUCUAUAUCUCAGAACGUUAGUCUGCACUCUCGAAAGAUCGUAUGUGAAGAAGUGAUGUGGGAGAGUAAACUAUGCACAACAUUACCUAUACAACUGGUUAAAUUAUAUCUAAAGUGGUGUAAUGAAAUGAGUGAACAAUUGAAGAGCCGCUUGUGGUGUGUACCUAAUGAAUAUCUGGACUCAGUUCACGACUGCCUGAGGCAUUUAUCCGCCAAUCAAGAGAUCUUCGUGAAUUCGUUGGAAUUUCUUGAAUCUUAUGCUGGUCCCUCCUUUCGUUCCUCCAUGGAGAAGUUUCGUGUCGCCUUCGCAUCUGUGCCUACUAAUUUGCAUCUGCAACAGUUUUCCAUUGAGGGACAUUCCUAUAAUUACCUCACCGUUGGCACUGCCAGUGCGAUUCCUCUUCGUUUCGCUCAUGGUGGCUUAACAAAGCAACGGGAUUCACUUUGUAACUCAGUGAACAAUCCAAAACAAAUCGACCAUAUCCUCGAUUGCCGAUUUUAUCGAAGACGUCGAAUUUUGCAAGCAGCAAAGUGUACGAUCGGCGAACUAUCAAGGAAAAUCGAAACUGAGUGGCAUAUUGCGGACUAUGGUAAAGUGGAUAAAACUGGUAUACAAUUAAUGGCUGAUAUAAAACAACUCCAUGAAAAUUUGAUUGAUUUAAUUGGCUCUUUCCCAGUUGUGUCCACACUAAUCGAUUAUCUCUCCCAUUGGUCUCGAACUCACAGUUCCACGACACGAUUAUCUCUUGAAAAGUGUUUAUUCGAAAAAUUAAAAGCUCCUUAUUUGAAUUCUCCGAAAACUAGUGUAACUCAAACAGAUGAUUCCAGCCACUUCCAGAGAAGUGCAACUAGUACAACAAGGUUCAAUGUGGAAAGACAUGUUAUACCGGACGGUUUGGAUAGCCAACUUGAUACAAUAGAAGCUUUUCUAAUUAGCUUGAAUACCAAAAUGGCAGUUAUCGAUUCUGUGCCCAAUAAUGAAGAUUCCAGGAAAGAGUACAUGAAUAAUGCAAGACAAACUUUUAAUUCUGUUCUUGAUGCAAUGUUGCAGUUGACGGAAAGUCUUCUUGAUGCUCAACUUUUAGGCUUGGUUUUGGCACUGAAAAAGUCCAGUGAUUGCCAACUCUACUUUCAUAUUCAACUAAGAAGUGAUCUGGUGUUGUCUCAAGCAAUUACCAUAGUGACAACUGGAUUACUAGCUCUCUUGGAGCAGGAAUCAGCGGAACUGCCGGAUUGGUCUACUACUGCUCCACUUGUCACUGUAUUUUCCUUUCUGUCUUGCUACGGAGACGAACGAGGCAUGAUGGAAGAUGCAAGAGAAUGUUGGAUAUCCUUACAUGACCGAGUUUUAUUCAGAUUUCUUCAUACUACCUCAUCCGUUGCAUCAGUUUGUGUACCGACAGUUAGUGGUGAUCGCUCAAAACUUAUCGUCCAAGUGCCUUUGCCACACAGUGUAUACCAGAAUUUGUCGGAAUCUCUUCGAUCGGGCUGUACAUUUAACGUGAAUGCGGUGUUCUGGAAUCUGGGCAUCAAUCACGAAGCCACAUUCUCUCAAUCAAUUGCUGGCGACAGCUCGUUGGAGCCGUCCAUAAAUCUGGCUGCUGUUAAAGCGUUAGCCUCCUAUGCUUCGACUCUGAAGAAUAUAUCUCACACUGCUGAAGAACUUGUUGCCGAACUUACUGCCACUGUAGAGACAAAUCCAACUAACAAGAACAUAUCGAUCUUCCGAUUAGUGAUGGCUGUGAACACUGCACUUCAUGGAAUCGCAGUACUUUGUUGCAAGAGUGGAAAGGACCGUACCUCAAUGGCCAUCACUUAUGAAGAAGGACGAAUCAUACGUGAGAACUGUGGAAUCACUGCUGAACAGAUGGGAGAAAUGAUUGUUUGUCUGCGUAGAGAAGGUGUACGACGUGAAAAUUGUCGUAAAAACAUUGGAAAAGCACUGUAUUCGUUCUCACAUUUCCAGAUAAAUUUCAUUCCCAAAGAGUUUCGGCCUCCCUCAGGCACUUUUGCACAUGGAAUCGCGAGCUGA